AUGGCUGAGCAGGAUCGUUACGGAGGUUGGUUCGGCGGAAACAGAGCCGAACAAAUCAAAGAGAAAAUACAGAAUGCAAUUCCCAAAACUUCCGGUGCUGAACAAGAUCUUUACGAUCGCUCAUUUGGCGGGGAUAAGCUCCCUUCUGCUGACAGAGUGAAAGAGAAAUUCUUUCAGACAUCAGGUGCUGAGCAAGAUCGGUAUGGGCGUUGGUUUGGUGGAGACAAGCUCCCUUCUAGGGCUGAUAUUCAGAAGAGACUUCCACAAACUUCAGGUGCCGAGCAGGAUAGAUACGAGCACUGGUUUGGUGGACACAAGCUCCCUACUAGAGCCGACAUUGAGAGGCAUCUUCCCCAGACCUCUGGUGCCGAACAAGACAGAUAUGAACGCUGGUUUGGUGGAGAUAAAGGAGCAUCUGCUACACAGCUAAGCGACAAUCUGCCGGGAGGCUCAGGCGCCGAACAAGAACGGCUUGGGUCUCAUCUGGGAUCCGGAUCUCCACAAGUCAAGAUUAGUACAACUACCACGCUCGGGCUUAUCCAACACGCAGUUCUGCCAUCGUUUGGACUCCAUGGCGGUCUCACCCUGAUUGCUUAUGGUAUUGGACGCUACAAUGACAGAGUUGACACCAAAGAUUGGCUAUGGCCCAGUGCACAAGUUGCUAAUGCAUGGUGGAGCGCAAUUGGAGGGCCCGUAGUGUAUGAAGGUGUAUCGGUCUCCACAGCCUGGACUGCGCUAUCAUACAACCAAAAGCUUCUUCUUGCUGGUGUCAGCGCCUGGAGUGUCCGGCUCUUCUAUCGCGUUGCAUCAGGCAGCAUAAAACGCGGUAAAGACGAGCCACGCUACGAUACAGCCUCGAGAAAGAAGCCGGAAUUUUGGAACAGAAUCUUCUUCACGCAAUACCUUCGCGAGACUGUCUUCCAGACGUUGAUCUCUCUACCAUUCACGUUGCCAUUCCGUGCUCCGGUCGCCAGUGCUAUCGCUUCUCCCUUCCCUGAAGCGUCAGCUGUGAUCCAAAGUAUCGCCAUCUUCCUGUUCUCUGCCGGAUUUGCCCUGGAAGUAAUAGCCGACUCUCAACUACAGGAUCAUAACAACCAAAAGAGCACCGAACUCAACAUCAACGGCGUGUGGAGUAUUGUUCGACAGCCCGACUACCUUGGUGAUGCGCUCUGUCACUUUUCCUUCCCACUUUUCCUCUAUAGUGCGGGUCAGCUUCACCCCCUUACACUCAUUGGCCCAAUUGCCAACUACGUCUUCCUCCGCUACGUUGGCAGGCAUAAAAAGACGGAAGAGUACCAAGAGAACCGCCACGCUAAAGAAAAUCCCGCCAAGUAUAAGCAACUACAGCAGUACAAGAAGACGAAGAAUUGCUUCUGGCCAAGCCUGGCAGAGGUUAAUAACAAGUGGUUGUGGACCGUUGCUGUUGCCGGUGCUGGUGGCGUUGUUCUUGAGCGUUCGCUCAAUGUUUUACUCGGAACAUGA
Messenger RNA from Hypoxylon fragiforme, 1482 nucleotides. RefSeq names its product DUF1295-domain-containing protein. Gene Ontology annotation, cellular component: membrane. The record is from RefSeq and is a predicted model, not a curated record. The coding region runs from base 1 to 1482 and encodes 493 amino acids. NCBI's taxonomy places the organism in Eukaryota, Fungi, Ascomycota, Sordariomycetes, Xylariales, Hypoxylaceae. The transcript is spliced from 2 exons.